UCGAUUGUCAUUUUCACUCAGCAGUCGUCGUGUUCGGUUGUGCGUGUUGAUUUGCUCCGCGUGUGAAGUGAAAAAAGUUCAGCUUCAUUUUUGAGAAUUAUUGCAACAGUAGUGAACCUCGAGGACUAAACAAAAGGUAUGUCUGAUACGGUGGAGAAGCGCAAACUUUCGGAGCUACGUGUGGUAGACCUGAAACAGGAACUGGAGAAACGGGGCAAGGAUGGCAAUGGCGUGAAAAAUGUGCUGCUGGAACGGUUGACUCAGGCAUUGAAGGACGAAAAGUUGGAUCCAGAAACGCACGAGUUCGAAAUCUCCACCCCGGGUAAAACCCCAGCCAAAAAGGGAAAACCGACGAAGGCAGAAGAAGAAGCCUCUGAGGCUGAUAAUUCAACUACGGCGGAAGGCGAUUUGAACCUUGAUGACAUGGUGGUGCAGGAUGAGUGCAAUGAAGAUGAACCGGUCGCGGGAGAGGCAAAGAAGUCGGCCGAAGGAAAGAAGGUAGAGCCAAAGAAGGAAGAAAAGGUGGAAAAGUCUAAAGCAGCUGGUGCCACAGAGGCCGACAAAGGUGGCAAGGACGAAACAAAAGAAGCAGAUAACGAGGAUUCGCUCAAUUUGACGAUUGGCGAAGAGGACGAAAAGCUGCUUCAUGAUGACAGUAACAUCGAAAGUGAGAAAAAAGGUACUAAUGCUGACAAGAACUCGGAUGCCAAAAAAACUGAUGCCUCAGAAGAAGAAAAGAAGGCUGAGAAGAGUGAUACUUCAAGCGAGAAAACCGGAUCUACAAAGGACGAGAAAGAGAGCGCUGGAAAGUCGUCAUCGUCAGCCAAGUCCGGUACAUCCAGCGACUCCAAGACAAAGUUGUCACCAAACUCGAAUGACAAGGCGGCGACCGUGUCCCGGAACCUGUGGGUUUCAGGCCUAUCGUCGCUUACUCGGGCAACCGAUCUGAAGAUGAUCUUCUCCAAGUACGGCAAAGUGAUUGGCGCUAAAGUGGUGACGAACACUCGUACGCCGGGAACUCGUUGUUAUGGAUACGUGACGAUGGCAUCGGCCAAAGAUGCGACGGAGUGCAUUACCCAUUUGCACCGAACCGAAUUGCACGGACGUAUGAUUUCGGUGGAGCGAGCAAAGUCUGAUCUGGGUCCAGCGAAGCCGACAACGGGAAGCAGCAACACUGGUAGCAAGACGGAAUCAACCAAGGCGGAAGGUGCUGAUGGUGGCAAAGACAAGGACAACAAAGACAGCAAACCCGAGAAGAAGGACGAAAAUGGCAGCAAACCGCGCAACAGCAAAGAUCGAGCCAGGUCGAAUCACAGGGGUCGUUCUCAACAUCGCAGCCGGUCUCAACAUCGAGGUAAAUCGGCGGAGAAAGAUGGAAAGCCCAAAGACGAAAAGAAGAAAGAUGACACCGUGAAGGAAGAAGGAAAAGGAGCUGCAGUUGUGGCACGCAAGGAGGGAGAGCGCAAAGACAACGAUCGCAAAGAUAACCGCAAUCGAGAUCGUGAGGUUCUAUCGUUACAGAAGAUUCGCGAAGAGCGCGAACGUCAACGGCUCCGCGAGAAGGAACGUCAACUUCGCGAAGAGGACCGACGUCGUCGAGAGUUGCGCCAACGCCAACGCGAAGAGGAACAGCUGCUGCGACGUGAGCGGGAGAAGCUGGCCCUUGAACGGGCUCGUAUCGAGAAGGAAAAGGCUGAGCUGUUGCGCAUCGAACGCGAACGUCAAAAGCUGGAACGAGAGAAGAUCGAACUCGAACGUCUGGAGCUGAAGCGUCAGCAAAGGAAGAUUGAAGAGGCGAAACGGAACUUGAAGCGCCCAGCCACCACGGAUCAUUACGAUGACGACCGGAAACGCUCGGCAGGAGCAGAUCGGAGAUUCGAAGCACCUCCACCACCAUCUAUUUCCACCUCUGGUCGGGGCUCAUACGCGUCUUCUGACAAGAAACGUCUAGAUGACUACAAGGCUCGUGACGAUUACAAGUCGCGCCCAGUUGAUGAUUUCCGUCGAGAUAACUACAAGCGCAAUGGAGGUGGUGUAAUGGAUCGGGAUAUGGAUCGUCCGUCAAUGCCUUCGAUGGAUAGCCGGUAUCCGGACAAUCGCUCUGGUGGUGGCGGCGGUGACUACCGUGGAAGCGGCGGUGCUCGCGAUGAUCGUGACCGCAACGGCUCAGCACCAAAAUCGCGCUAUAUGGAUUCAAUGGAUCAACGUUACCAGGACCGCUCUGGUAACAAUGGUGGCGGCGGCGGUGGUAACAGUGGACCCUGGAAUGCAGGGCUGCCCCAAAUGAGUAUUCAACCGGCUGGUAUGAGCAGUGCCGACUGGCGAAUGGAUAAUGGCCAAGAUCGGUACGAUCGUACCUACAAUGAACGGAAAGCACCACAAAUGAGUGUCAGCCCCUUCAUGGAUCCAUCUAGGCAGAACCAAUUCAUGAGCGGUGGUGGUCGACCACAGGACAGAUAUGGCGCUCCUGUAUCCGGACGGUUUGAUAAUGGACGGUAUUAGAUGGGAAGAGUAGAAAUACACCGAUUUUUAGUGUAUAUUGGAAUUCCUAGAUUAUGUAAGAAUGACACAUUGAAGCAAGUUCAAAAUAAGCUUAUGUAAGAUUUACAUCAAGCAUUUGUGGAAGUGUAUCAGCACACUCAAAUGUUACUGUAAUGAAACAAAUUCUUUCGUGUAUUGCUUACCCUUUAACUGUACAUCCCACUUUCACAUAUAAAUAUGAUGUGUGAUUAUUUGGUGUAAGAAUUAUCUCUGUAAUAGUCAUUAUUGAGUGAUAGCAUAUAAGUAAAUUAAAAAAAGAAAUAAAUAAAACUUUCAAAAGCA
Molecule: messenger RNA, 2823 nt
Organism: Armigeres subalbatus
Lineage: Eukaryota; Metazoa; Arthropoda; Insecta; Diptera; Culicidae
Gene: Saf-B
Product: SAFB-like transcription modulator
Exons: 8
Coding region: 139-2502 (787 amino acids)
Biological process (GO): regulation of mRNA processing; regulation of transcription by RNA polymerase II
Cellular component (GO): nucleus
Molecular function (GO): RNA binding; sequence-specific DNA binding
Source: RefSeq, a predicted model, not a curated record